AUGGGCCUUUUCGCAAAAAAGAAGCAUGACCACGAAAAGGGCGACUCCGAGGCGCAUUCGCCAUCUCCCAAUACGCAGCUCGGUGCCCCCGAAAUCACGUUCGUCCGUACCGAUACGUUUACCGAGGAGAUAAUCUUUCCUCCUGCGAGCCCUGUAACCGAGAAUGAUGCCGACCACGAUUCAUACCUGUCCGCCGAGACGGCGUCAGGAACGCCAGCAAGGGGUCGCCUUAGUCUGGACGUCUUCCGCAGCAAUCGCAGUCGUAGCCAAUCUAUGAGCAGCAAUCCCAAGAGCCCCGGAGCCAAGCGCGCCUCGCGGUUCCAUUUACAUCGUAGCCCAGUGAGCUCCGAAAAUGUGCCUCAGAACCUGCCGGACGUGCCUGCUAUCGUGGUUCCCGAGGGCGAUGAAGAUAAGGAGGGCAAAGAAGCCCAAUGGGAGAAGCGCGCAACCAUGUUGGCACGCAAGAACUCCGAGGUUCGCAGUCGUCCAGGAACCCGCCCGGCCAGCCCUACCCGCAGCGUUAGUAACGACUUUGCCCGUAUGCGCCUUGGAAGUGGCCCGACCGAAGCGGAAGAAUGGCCUUUGAAAAGCGAACCUGGGGCUGCUGCGCCUGCUCCGUCUGCAACCAAAGCUGUUUCGUCCAAGGCUAUUGAUGAAGAUAUCCAGCAGGCCAUCAAGUGGCAUGAAGAAGGAAACUUGGAGGAGUCCACUGCUCUAUUUGGAAAACUGGCGGACCCAGAAGGGCCAAAUAAUCCUCUAAGCCAAGUUCUGUACGGCCUUGCUUUGCGGCACGGAUGGGGAUGCACCCCUGACGCAGCCAAAGCCGUGACAUAUCUCUCAGCAGCAGCCUCGAACGCCGCCGAAAUCGAACAACUCGCCCUCCAGGCUGGGCUUAAGAAGGGCGGCGCUGCCAAAGGCGAGCUCGUCCUGGCCAUAUUCGAACUGGCAAAUUGUUUCCGUCAUGGCUGGGGUAUUCCUAAAGACCCGAUAGCCGCGAAACAAUACUACGAGACAGCGGCAAAUUUGGGAGAUUCUGACGCCAUGAACGAGGUAGCAUGGUGCUACCUUGAAGGUUUCGGCACAAAAAAGGACAAAUACACCGCCGCAAAAUAUUACCGCCUGGCGGAGAAGAACGGAAACAAGAUCAUGGGCAAUACCUGGAUCUGGAAGGAAAAGUAUGACCCGGGAAAAAAGAACGGAAUCAAGAACAGGGUUACCGAGCGCGAAGAGCCCAAAAACCUGUUCUAG
Neurospora hispaniola is the source of this 1248-nucleotide messenger RNA. RefSeq lists its product as uncharacterized. Gene Ontology annotation, biological process: negative regulation of G2/M transition of mitotic cell cycle. The record is from RefSeq and is a predicted model, not a curated record. The transcript is spliced from 6 exons. The coding region runs from base 1 to 1248 and encodes 415 amino acids. Gene Ontology annotation, cellular component: cell division site. Lineage: Eukaryota; Fungi; Ascomycota; Sordariomycetes; Sordariales; Sordariaceae. Gene Ontology annotation, molecular function: protein binding.